AGUUUUUUUUUUCCCCCACUCCCCGACUGUUUCCAUCAGCGGAUCUUCAUCGGGAAGUGAGCGGUUGUGACUCGUGUGUGAAGACCCUCGGCGACCUCGCCUACCAGCAGAGAUGGCGAAGAGUUCAUCCAGAAAGUCCCUGAAAAGUUUGUUCUCCAGGAGCGAAGCCAGCCUGGACGCCCCGCCGCCGGUGGUGGAGAAGGAUGUGGACAAGAAUGAGGGAGAGAAGAAGAAGUUUAGGUUCUUUAAGUUCAAGAUCAAGUCGAAGAGCGGCUCUGCCUCCGAGAAGCCGGCUGGUGGGAGCCAGCAGGUGCUCAGUGCUCUUGAGCCCAGUAACACUGCAGAGGAUGAAGAGGCCUGGGCUGACAACAUUGUCUCGGACAACAAGAGGUCCUCUCUCUAUGGCACAGCACCCAGGUCAAAGGGCAAAGAACUCAGCUACUCAGAGUCAGACCUCCAUAAGCCCAAAAGGUUUGCUACCUUUUCUUUUGGUCUCAGAAAGAAGAAGAAGAAAUAUGAAGAGAAUAUCUCUAAGAGCACGUUUGGCCUUCAUAGUUCGGGCAUUGAAGAGCAAGAGGAGCCUCCUCUGGACCUCAGUCAGCUGGAGUUGGACCAGCCUGACUCUAAGAUGCUCAGUAUGUCACAACCAGAGCUUGACACCAGCGAUAUAUUUGACAUCCCUUCUCCUCCCCCUGUAGCCACAAACCAGUCAGAAUCAUAUUUCCCUCUCCUUAACCAGUCGCAGUCAUCUGUCGCUAUAAACACCCAACCAGAAGCAAAGGAGCCUCUGACAAAUGGCUCAGAUCUUGUCUAUGUGCAUGAGGAACUGCAGAGAGCACCGAUUGCUACCAUUCCUGAACUGCAGCUGGAUAAUCCAGACUCAUCAGAAGAGAAAGAGAACAUUCCGGUUCAUGAUCACUCAUUCAAAAGUAAUUCAAAUGCAUCUGCCCUCUCAACUCAUACAGAAACCACCUCUGCUGUUGAGCAGACUGCACCUAGCCUUCCAGGUAGCCAGCCUCCAAUCAUGCUUCACACCUCAGAUCACAAAGCAGCAGUUGCUGACUCAGUCUGCACAAGCAACAGCCCGAGUGACAAUAACAUCCUCCAGCAGUCUUUCACAAACACAGAAACCUCUCUUGCUGAAUCCACCAGAGUUACAUUCCCACAUCAUCAACCUGAUGCCCCUGACAUAGCUGACAGUACAACCCCAAAUAGUAAACCCUCCCUAGCGGGUGUUGACUCCAAAGUUGACGCCUCUAUUCCAGAGUCAACUCCUGUUCCUCACGCUGACAACUCAGCUCUCAACGCAGAUUCAGCUCGUGUCCAUCAAGAACUCUCAAUUUCUCACACUGAGAAAAGAUCUAUUCCUGAAACUGUCACCACAACCUCAGCUGAUAGCGAUGAAAAGCGCGCUCGUCCUGUCAAUGAAGAUGCAGUUUAUGGAGCGUUGUAUGAGUCACUUUUCCCUCAUAGUUUUACCUCGGGGGUAACGUCAUCUCUUUCAACCCCUCCAACUCUAAUCCGUACCGAGAUAAGACAUCUUAACACCAAAUCAGAACCUGUUAAAACCCUUAAUGAGUGUCACACUGAUACUAAUUUGAUAUACUCUCGCCUGUCAACUUCACGUGAGUUUGACUCCGCUGCUGGCAGAAUGGAUUAUGCUGUAAGUGGUUACACUAACAUAAAUGCCACCUUCAGCGAGAGAAAUGUGAUUUCUUCUAGUGAGAGCUCUAGAUUUACCUCUUACCAAACGUCUAGUGCUUCUGAGCCUUACAGAGACCCAGAUAUCCACUACAGAUAUCUACCUUCCUCUCACCAUUCAGAAUCUGAACCAGUUGACAGCAAUAACAUUCCUUACUCAGAGCUGACCUGCUCUCUUUCAGAGGUAAAAUCAGACCGUUUCAGCCUCAGGUCAGUCCCUGUGGUUCAAAACUCUGCCCCUCCUGUUUCUGACUACGUAACUUCCCCAGGGACAGAUACUCCGGUUACUGACUCCAUACGGAGAGUGAUCCUAGUCAAAGAGUUAGUCACAGACGAGACGAGCACUGAUCCUGGAUGUCCCUCUCUUGUGCCUGAAAAAAUGAGUGCAGCGAAGGGCCUUGAGAUAAAAAUUGAAGCAACAAAGAGUUUUUCUGCUCCUUCAGGACAGACGGAUGGGUACGAUGGGCCUUUAAGUCCAACAUAUCUGAGUGUAGGAUCAGAUGAUAGCAGUGCCAUGGAGAUCUACUACAGUGCUGAAGAGGAAAAUGCAGAGAGUGGGAAUGAAGAGAUGUACACAGUGGAUGAAAGAGAAGAAAUUAGCAUUGUAGACGGGAUGAAAGAAGUUGUCGGGCUGCGUGAGGAGUUUCCACAGCAGGGGGAGAUUACAGAAAGACUGAUAAGCAAGAGACAUGGUGGAGAAUUGAGUGUGGUAAUUAUUAAAAGGCAGAACGAGGUAGGCAUAAUGGGCGAUGAAGAAAAGGAGGAGGACGUCCGCAGCCGAACUGAAGUGCAGCAACAACUAAGAGUUCAGGGUUUAGAAGCUCGAGUGCAGGAAACUGAAACGUCUGAGUUUCUUGUGGGCAGUGAUGCAGAUAGUCAGGAGAAAGAAGUAGCAACCACAGCGUUUCUACAAUUGAAAGAAGAGGGGCAGGAGGAGAGAAAGGAGGAGUUACUGGCCACACCGGUUCAGCAGGUGAACACACUGAUGGUAUGCGAUGUUGCUCCACCCUCCAGUGAGCCACAUGGACAGGGGGAAGGGUCAGAGGAAAACUGGACCGAGGAAUUGGAAACAGAAGACGCCCCUAAUGGAAAGAACCAACUCUUAAGCCAGGAGAAACUAUAUUUGGCUUACAAAGACACUAGGAGUUCUGAAUGUAUACAUGCUGCUUCCAGUAACGCAAGAGAGGAAGACACAAUCACACCCAAAUUUAGAGAGACUGAAGAGCAAGUUUCACUUACUGCAGAAGCAGACACAAGAGGUGAGGCAAGUGAAGAAAGCACAGAAACCAGCAGUAACAUCGCAACAAGUACAGUCACAGACACUUGUGGUGGAGUAGAGGUUGUCACAGGCACUUUGACACACGGCGCUGAACUGCAAUCAGACACCACAGAGCUUGAACACAAUAGGGCUCUGCAGAGUAGUGAGUGGGUGGAUACAAUUACUCAGAGCACAGACAGAACCAGGACUGUGCAACAACAGGUAGCAGUUGAGCUGUCAGCCCCACACGCAGACACACACCAUCCUGACACCAAAGCUGCAGACACACUCUCAGAGGGACACAAGCAUCCGCCAGAAGCCCAACCUGACCUGAAUCAGGGGUCCCUGACAGCUUCAAGGACACCCACGGCAGCUUCAGAAGUCUUUGCUGCAGAACAUCAGCCCACUAAAGCUCACCAGGAAUCGGUUGACAAAAUGAAUUCAGGCUACAGCAGCCUGAGCACCAAACUAUACAUAAAGAAUUCAUCUCCCCCUAGAGAGGAUGAAUCCAAACAUCGUGUCCGUAAAGUAUCUCUGAUCAAUGAGUCUGAUGCCACUGAGGCUAGCCAGGAUGCAGUGGACUUUAGCACAACAAGCACCACUGUGACUGAAUUAAAUGGAGAAGAUCCUGAGUUCAAAUGGAGAAAUAAAUUUGAGGGGGUUUCUCAGUAUAAACCGUACAAAACAGAAGAUUAUUCUUUUUCUGAUUCUCUGAGUUACAGAAUGUCUGACAGCUACUUUGGUACCUCCUCCUUGUCCUCCUCCUCUGCUCUUUCCGAGGCUACGACAUACAAAUAUCAUGGCAACGCCUUUUCCUCCUCCUCCUCCUCCUUCUCCUCCCCCUCUGCAGAGGAACACAUUACCCUUGACGACAGGCUGAAUGACAGGACUGAAGUUUAUCUGAGCCGUGAGAGCGAGCUGGCGGGAGAGCAGAAAGAUGAGUGGAGGAGAAGCUUAGUGGAGCAGGAGGAGCCUGCUGCACCUGCAGGUGAAAGAGAGCCACAGAGAGAGGGAGAGGCAGAGAGCAUAAAGUCACGCUGGGACUCACAACAGCUCCCUGUGUCCCGCCUCUCCUCAGCACAACAAACCAGCUACGACUACACUGACAGUUUCAAGGAGGAGGACGACGACUCAUCCCAAUUUACUGGAGUGUUCCAGGCCACACUCGUAGAUCUGGUCUCCGACCCCGCAGCUCCCCUCUCCACUCCCCCUGCCUCCCCCGACGCUGACUCCCCCAUUCAGUUUGACAUGGAUAGCCUGGUGGAUACCCUGAAGAGCAUGGCACCUUCCCUGAGGCCGAGGAGCACGGGCAUACGUGCGCCUCCUCCGGUCCUCAUCUCCUCCCUGCCACCAAUUGUCGAGGAUGCUCCCAGCCCUGUCACCUCUGACAUCCCUGCCUUCCUCACCAGUCCCACAAAAAAGAUGGAAGCAACUGGCAAGCCUGAUGAGCCCCUCAACGGACUUUACACUCUGCCUGCUGACCUGGGACUAAAGAGGAGCUCUCCCAGAGACACUCGUUCACCACUGGAACUGAUGAAGCUGAGCCAGCAGGACCAGCAGCAGCCUGGAACCAGAGGUCUGAACUUGCCCCUGAGAGCAUCUGCUACCAACAGCAUUGUAAUGAGAAAAUCCUCUGACUCUUCUCCUGAGGACUUACAAUCCCAAGUGCUCAAUGGAAACGGAGUUCUUCCGUCUUCCAGCACUGGCUCCCGCCUAGACAACAGUGUCAUCUUUGGAAGCCUCAGAUCAGCAUCCAUAGAUCAGACAUUGGAAAACAAACAGGCCAAUCACUCACUCUUCCACACCAGCUCCCUACCUGAAACAGGGUCUUUAAAUGAUCGCAUGAGUUUGGGACCGAAGGAGGUUGAACUGGGCACUGGAACAGACCCAGUGGGGUCCCGCUUUGACCGCUUCUCCUUCCUUUUGAACUCCUCAUCCUCCACAUCAGGCUCCUUGACCGGGAUUGAAGACUCCUACGCUCGUCUGAGUCGGCCUCCACAGCCGAGCAUCAGCUCGCCACCCUCCAGCAACAGUCCCACCCGCCUCCUCAGUCCCACUGGCUCCAUAGACCUCCAAAGGCCAUUUACCACCACAGACUCUCCCCUAUCAAUGUUUAGCCAGACACAAGGGAUAGGGGUAGGUGUAGGUGUAGGUACUGGGGGACUGGGCACUCACAUCCUGCACAGAAGCUUCAGUAGUGAGGACACCAUGGGGGUCCAGCAGACUUCAUUGUUCAACAGUGUGCAUGGAGGGUCUCAGUUUCAGAGCCAAGAACCUGAGAGGACUUUAGUAUCGAAAUACAGAGCCUUCCCUGAUGCUUAUCUCACCAAAGAGAAGGAACAUGGGAAGCUCAAUCCUCGUCCUGGAAAGAUGUAUAUCUUUGACCGGCCAGGGAUGUGUGGCCAGAGGAUCGAGGUACGUGGUGACGUCAUUGAUGCUACGCCAUGGGAGCUGCAGGAGACCAUCUCCAUCAGGGUCAUCAGGGGAGGAUGGGUGCUGUAUGAGAAACCUAACUUCAAAGGGGAGAAAAUCGCUCUAGACGAGGGAGACAUAGAGCUCACCUGCCCCUUCAACCCUCCGGAGGAGCAGCUGCAGAACGGACAGAAGGAGGGUGAAGUGCAGAAUCGAGAGCAGAACGGAGAGCAGAAUGGAGAAACAAGCGAUGGGCAGACAGAGACCAAGCCGACUAGAAGGUUCAUCAUCGGAUCUGUUCGGAGAGCUGUCAGGGACUACAGCGUCCCAGAAAUCAGUCUUUUCCCAGAAGAGAAUGCAGAGGGGAAGAAGGUCAUCUUCAGAGAUACAUCUGACGAUGCCAGGAUUUUUGGCUUCCCCGUCAAGGCUAACUCUAUCAUCAUCAAUGCUGGGCUAUGGCUCGUGUACGCACAUCCCUUCUUCCAGGGCCUACCACGUGUCCUGGAGGUCGGGGGGUAUUCCAACCCUGCAGCCUGGGGCGUGGAACAGCCCUAUGUUGGAUCACUACAUCCACUCAAAGUAGGUGAACCAAGAGUGGAAAAUAUGAGUGAACCAAAGAUGGUGAUCUACGACAAGCCAUACUUCAGUGGGAAAUCGAGGACCAUAACCUCAAACACGAGAGACUUCAUGACGAGAAUAGACAGGCAGCAGACGGCCUUCAUGUACAGCGUUGGCUCCCUUAAAGUACUGGGAGGAAUCUGGGUGGGCUACGAGAAGGAGGGCUUCCGAGGCCACCAGUACCUGCUGGAGGAGGGAGAGUACCAUGACUGGAGGGUGUGGGGAGGCUGUGAUUCUGAGCUGCGCUCCAUUAGGGUGAUACGAGCGGACCUGACAGACCCCUUGAUGGUGAUGUUUGAACAGCCAGAAGAAGAUCAGGAGGGCAUGCAGGAGGAGAACAGCUUUGAAGUGACAGAAGCCAUUCCUGACGUUGAACUGUUUGAGUACAAGACCUCCACCCGCUCCAUCCAUGUACUCAGUGGGGCAUGGAUAGCUUAUUCCCAUGUAGACUUCUCUGGGAACCAGUACAUCUUAGAGAAAGGAUUCUACAAUAACUGUGCUGACUGGGGUUCUCAGGACACUCGCAUCUGCUCAGUGCAGCCCAUCCUACUGGCUCCAACUGACAGCUCAAAGAUCAGGAAAGAGGUAAUACUGUACUCUGAGCCAGACUUCCAGGGUGAAUGUCACAUCUUUGACCGAAACCAGGAAGCAGUGUCAGAAAAACUCCUGACCAAGUCGUGCCGAGUGUCUGGGGGAAGCUGGGUGUUCUAUGAGAAUAAACAGUACUCCGGGAACAUGUAUGUCUUGUCUGAAGGAGACUACCCAAAUCUAACCAGCAUGGGAUGUCCACCUGGCUUCACCAUACGUUCUGUCAAGGCCGUGCCAGUGACUUUCUCAGUUCCUUCCAUCUCUCUGUUUGGCCUUGAGUGUCUGGAGGGGAGGGAGAUCACCACAGAUACAGAGAUCCUCAGCAUGGUUGAAGAGGGCUUCAACAACCACAUUCUGUCUGUCAGAGUCAACAGCGGCUGUUGGGUUAUAUGUGAACACAGCAACUACAGGGGGCGCCAAUUCCUACUCGAGCCAAUUGAAAUCACCAACUGGCCGAAGUUUAGCUCACUACAGACUGUUGGCUCAGUGUUUCCAGUCAGACAGAAGCGCCGCUUUUUCCGCAUCAAGAACAAAGAGCGAGGUCACUUCAUGUCCAUCCAGGGCGGCGUGGAGGAGAUGAAAUCAGGGCGUGUGGUGGUGUCCCCAGAAGUGGAGCCAAUGAGUGACAUCUGGUUCUAUCAGGAUGGCUUCCUCAAGAGCAAGUUGUCCCCAACCAUGAGCCUUCAGGUGAUGGGAAACAUAGAGCCAGCAGCCAAGGUGGUUUUGUGGACAGAGACCCGGCAGCCUAUCCAGACCUGGACGGCCCAGAUGAGAGGCCUCAUCACCAGCCUUACUUUCCCUGGCAUGGUCCUGGAUGUCAAAGGUGGCAAAACUUACGACAAGGACCAUGUGGUGAUUUCUCCGGAGAACGAAGAGAGGCCAAGCCAGCAGUGGGAAAUAGAGCUGCUCUAACCUGCUAUAAAAACCCUCAUGUUUCUCUUCGCUAAGCUUUCCUCAGCAGUGCUUCUCUUGACAACUACAGAAUAUUUAUACUGCGAACUAACACUGCAACUUCCUUAUUUAUUCCAGUGCCUUCACCUCCAUAUCCCUUUGUAACUAGUAUGAACACGGCAACAUUAAAAGUGUGAUGAAGCAAUACAAACCCUGAAAAGCUGCACCAGACAGUUGCUUUGCAAAGUUUUGUGUUUUUGUUAGUUCGUACUAACUGUAAUUUUCUGUAGGCACUCUAACAAAGAAUAGUGUAAGUGCCUUGACCUGCUGCAGCAACUUCAUCAUCACAAAGUCAGAAUAAAUGUAUUUUUGAGAAAGCUCAAAAAUAAUAAUAAGCUACUGUAUUCCAGUAGAACCAUUCCUCAUCAGACCAAUUCCACAUCUUUGACUUUGACCUUUAGCUGAUGUCAACAAUUUGUUUAUUCAAACUAGAAUCUCCCUGUUUGUAUGAUUCCAGGCUCAUGCAAAUUUCCUGACUGUAUAAGCACUAGCACUAGUUGAUGCUUUUAUAAUUUUGUUUACUAUGGAGCAAACCAAGUUUUAGUUGCCUCUGGGACGAUCAGCAAGUGGCUACCAAUACUUCAUACAGAUAGUGGACAAUUGAAGCCAAACAAUUGUGUAGUGUGCAAGAAAUGUAUACUAUGCUUUUUUUUAAAGUAUUUUUUAUAUAUGCACUGUAUUUAUCAAUGUUUGCUUUGUGGGAAAUGUUGCCGUUUUAAAUGCAGUAUAUCACAUUGCAUUGUGCAGUGCAAUGAAAUGGGUUAUGUGUGUCCAGUUAUUCUAUUUCUUGUUGUAUUUUUGUCAAAUUGUUACAGAAAAAUAUAUGUUACCUGCAUCAGUUGUAUGUUAAUAUUUGAUACUAAAGAUAUAAUGUAAAAAGGUUAUGUAAGAGGGAGUGGUUUUAAAAUAAUAAAUAAAAAUUGA
Morone saxatilis (striped sea-bass) is the source of this 8452-nucleotide messenger RNA. RefSeq lists its product as uncharacterized. The coding region runs from base 113 to 7489 and encodes 2458 amino acids. NCBI's taxonomy places the organism in Eukaryota, Metazoa, Chordata, Actinopteri, Moronidae. The transcript is spliced from 24 exons. The record is from RefSeq and is a predicted model, not a curated record.